UUCUCACCAAGCUCAUCGGACACCUUCCGUUCGGACACGGUUUCGAGAUGGCUGAACUGCUAAACCGUUCCCGCAGCUUGGCAGAGGGAGUGGUGGUUAUGAUAUGCCCGGUGCUUCUCGCACUGGCUCUCAACUUAGUUGACCUCAAUGGCGAGGUGUACGGACAUGGUGUCCCUAUACCGUUGAUCACCAUGGCAGGCUUUACUUUGAUAACUGGCAUCUGUCCCUUGCUCGCAUGCUGCUUCUUUGAGCGAUUCUUCGGCCUGGGCGUAAGUCCUAUCCCCGUGACCACGAGUUUGGCAACCCUUUCGUCUUGUUGCCUCGUCGUCCUCGCCUGCUUGAUUGCACAGUUCAUUGUCUCCAAAUCCAUUUUUGUCACUGUUGGAGUCAUCUGUGGAAUCUUGGUCUUGGUUCGGACCGUCUGCUACUACGUGCACGACACACGGAAUGACGAUGGUCGGGAAUACACAACGGACAUGCACAGUGUACUGGAUGAAUCACAUGAGUUCUUGACCAGUGUCACUGGAAUUCUUUUUCUGGGGUUCGAAGGUCUGGCCCUCAAUGGUCACGGUCAGACGGGUCGCAAGGGCGAGGAAUUAGUGGGCUACAUCAGUUUCAUCGUCUGCACUUUUGGAGUGUGCUUAAUGUUCCUCGAGAUGACCCCACCUCCAUGUUUUGCGGUACAUAGGCAUGGUAGCCAAGAGGAAAGAAGUGAGGGAGAGCAACAAAUUGUGUGUUUGACUCUCGUCCUAGAUUGCAUCAUGGCGGUUGGUAUCUUUGUACUAUUGUUGGUCGUCAUGCUUAAGCUCACACCGCUUGAGUUUGCCUUGUGGGUCUUGCUGCCUCCGGCUGUAAGCUUCGGUCAACUUCCGGUCCUGGUUGCAUUGAAGGGAAACACACAAGAUGAACAAGAAUCAAGGCCGGCGUCGCUGGAACUGACAAAGGCCACAUUCACUGGAUUCUUGGCCGUGUCGGUAACAGCCAUAAGCAAUGCUUCACCCAGCAAGUUGACCAGAUUUUUUCUACUAUUAUCUUCCAUGGCUAUUGGGUUUGGUCUCUCAUGGAGGCUCCUAUCUCAGAUUAACAUAAAGAGUGGUCUCGCCAGUUGUGUUUCAUCUGCACAUGUUGCUUCCGCUGCCAAGCUUGCUUCCUUCUGCGCUCAUUUAUGCAUUGUAAUCGCUACAGUUCUAUUCGUAGUAAUGGCUGGUAAAGCAAGUGGGAAAUGAUCAUAUCUGUAAAGUAGUUGUGAUUAUAUUACUGCAUAAGUAGGUUAUCUUUGCACAACUUUUUGCACCUGCACAAGUAUAUAUGUUGAGAGAAGUGUAUAAUAGGUCCUGAACUAUUGACAAAGUGCCAAGUAUGUCCUGAAACUAUGAAAAUGAUCAAUCCAGAUUCUAGAAGUACAUUAAGUGAGUGAACACAAGUCUUAACAAGGCCAAUGAGGCCCUGGUGCCAACAACUCCCGCCAAAGACAUAAAAAAUUAUGGAAAAACGCUCCUACCAUGCAACGAAGAUGGGUGAGGUUGGUUGGGCUUUAGUUUCUCGUGGUACAAUUUACAAAAUAUUUGUGGUUUAUAGAUAGACGGCAUGGCAAUUAUACGAGGUGAUAUGGAGUCAACGGCCAUAUGUAAU
Molecule: messenger RNA, 1632 nt
Organism: Triticum aestivum (bread wheat)
Lineage: Eukaryota; Viridiplantae; Streptophyta; Magnoliopsida; Poales; Poaceae
Exons: 2
Coding region: 48-1226 (392 amino acids)
Source: RefSeq, a predicted model, not a curated record